Messenger RNA from Polyodon spathula (Mississippi paddlefish), 2186 nucleotides. It is a transcript of the gene hddc3, whose product is annotated as HD domain containing 3. Bases 98 to 637 code for a protein of 179 amino acids. The transcript is spliced from 4 exons. Gene Ontology annotation, molecular function: guanosine-3',5'-bis(diphosphate) 3'-diphosphatase activity. The record is from RefSeq and is a predicted model, not a curated record. NCBI's taxonomy places the organism in Eukaryota, Metazoa, Chordata, Actinopteri, Acipenseriformes, Polyodontidae.
AUGCGCAGGUGCUGGAGUGCGUUUGCUUUGCGUUUACUGAGACAUUGUGAACUGUGUGUUUAGGUGAUACUCGUCUCUUCUUUUACCGAGACGAGGGAUGAACUUGGAAACUGUCCUGCUGCUCGAGACGGUCAACUUCGCCGCCGAGAAACACAAAACCCAGCGGCGCAAGGACCCCGAGGCCACCCCGUACAUCAACCACCCCAUCGGAGUCGCCAGAAUUUUAAGUUAUGAAGGUGGAAUAACAGACAUUACUGUCUUGCAGGCGGCACUGCUCCACGACACAGUGGAGGACACAGACACCAGCUUCCCCGAGCUGGAAGCUGUUUUCGGGGCCACAGUGGCGCGGAUUGUUCAGGAAGUGACGGAUGACAAGACGCUGUCCCAACAGGAGAGGAAGCGGCUGCAGGUCGAGCACGCCCCUCACUGCAGCCACCAGGCCAAGCUGGUCAAGCUGGCUGACAAGCUGUACAACCUCAGGGACCUGAACCGCUGCACCCCCGCCGGCUGGACGCCACAGCGUGUUCAGGAGUAUUUCACCUGGGCAGCACAGGUAGUGAAGGGGCUGCGGGGGACAAACACUACCUUGGAAGAGAAGCUGUACCAGCUCUUUAAAGAGCGAGGCAUUGAGACUUGACCAGCAGAGGGAGCCAGAGAAAAUCUGUCAAUCAGAACCAUGAACAGAACACACAGCUUUUCUUUCAGGUUGAUGGAGGGGGGAUAAAUACUUGGAUUUUGCUUUGGUUUAUUCAUUUAUGUGAAUAAAAAAAAUGAUUUGAUUAUGUCGUGAUGUCUGGUUUAAUUAAAGACUUGAUCAUCUAUCAUUUAGUAAGCUUCCUUGUAGUUCCUCUAAGGUAAAACAAUAAGAAUCUAACAGACCCUGAUUAACUACCUCAUGAUUCCUUAGGUAAGGAUUAGUGCUAAUUGGGGUUGUGAAACCAGUCAUAACAUGUUAAUGUUUAGAUUUGCCUUGGAAGUUGUGGGGAAUGUUUCAAGGUUCUAUAAUAACAGAUACAAAAGUCGCAAGCUAGUGGCCUGAGGUAUUCAAGUGAAGUGAUAAUGAAAUAACAGUAAAAAUUGUCUAUUUGUGUAUGCAAUAAAUUGACAAUUCAAAGGCCAUAUGAAACAGAAAUGUAUGAUCACUGGGGAAGCAAUUCACACAUCUGAGGAACUCAAAACCACACCCAGUAAUUUUGCAUGUUGCUGGUGGAGUUUAGUCUAGUGCAAAUUUCAGUUGUGUUUCAUUUAUGCCAGCUGAACACAGGCUAGUACAGGUAGUGCUGUUAGUGUCAGGGACAGCCAGAGUAAUGAAUGCCUUCUACAUCUGUCUGCUCCUCAUUUGCUGUGCUGGAGUGAAAGUUAAGGCUGCUAAUGCAAAUUAUUGACUAAAAGAGGAAACUGGUUCUUGCAUCAAAAAGUAAAUAAUAGUGAUCAGAAUAGGCAUUGCAGAUUUCAAAUGUUUAAAACAGGAAUAUUGACUUUAGAAGAUCAUUGUGCGUCUUGAACAAUAAAAGACUACACACGUUCAAGAUGGGUUACUGUGUUUUGUGAUUUAAUUGAACACUGGGUCAUGUUAUGAAGCUCAGGCACAGUGGUUAAUGUUUAAAUCACCUACCAAUUGUGUUAGAAGUUUUUAUUAUAAAGCAAUUAAAUACUACUGAAUAGAAGACUUAUCCAAAUCCUUUCUUAGGCAUUGCUCACAACCAAGUAAAAUAGUGUAUUAUAAAAUAUAUAAUAAUAUAUUGGACACCUUUGGUUCAGCAAUUUUAAUCCUAGCUUAAUUUUGCACAAAUCAAAACAUAUAUAAAAAUAAAAUUUAUUUUUCCUUUCUGGGAGAUAUUGUUAACCCCAGGAUGAAUUUAUAAGAAACGAUUACACUCUACUUUUGCAAUUAAACUAAAAUGUUUGUUUAUUUUAGGAAAAGAGUACUAUGGAGGUCCUUUGUCGGUAGAAAUCUAUGGAUUUUGUAAGUUUUUCUGCCUAUUUAGAAAACCAUUUCUUAUAGAUGUGUAGAUGAUAUUCAAUGAACAUUUUCAUGUGUAUAUAAAAAUGCUAUUUGGUAAGGGACAAUGUAAUGCUGUAGGGAACAGGACACUUCUUAUUCAAUCUUUGGAAACUUGUUGUCUUUCUGAAAGGAGACUCCACCCAUCAAGCUCAUACGUUACCAGUUUGACCAAUUAAAUAGG